GUUAAUUUACAGUGUUUGAAAUGGCGGCUGUUAAGCGACUUAUCAAUGCUGUAAUUUCUUUAAAUUCAAUUGAAAUAUUUUUAACUUAGAUAAGAACUAGAAACGAGAGACUGAUACGUUAUUUAAACAUGGCCAUUAAUGUCGCCUGGAGCCAAAAAGAAGUCAGCAUUAUUAGCAUAGGUCAGCAACAGUCGUCGUCCAGCUGAUAACCUAACCACCCACACACAUGUGCGUUUCACAAAAACCUUUAGAACUUGCUAGUCUAUUUGUUUACGUAAAUUAGACAGAAAAAAAAACUAAAUAAAUAAAAAUACAAAACAAAAAUGUCGUCUUAUAAAACGGAGGAACAAAAGGCCAAUCCGGUUAAAUUCUUUAUAGCCGGAGGAUUUGGUGGAAUGUGUAAUGUCCUUGUUGGAUAUCCAUUGGAUACGAUUAAGGUGCGCCUGCAGACCAUGCCAGUGCCUGCUCCUGGUCAGCCCGCCAAAUAUAAAGGUGUAAUUGAUUGCAUGGUAAAAACUAUGCGUCACGAAGGAAUCCGUGGUUUCUUUCGUGGCAUAUCCGCUCCUCUGGUGGGUGUUACACCCAUUUAUGCAGUGGACUUUGCCGUUUAUGCGGCAGGCAAAAGGCUUUUCCAAACGGACGAGCAUGUUCGUUUGACUUAUCCGCAAAUAUUUACGGCUGGCGCCAUUGCCGGAGUCUGUUCUGCAUUGGUCACUGUGCCCUCGGAUAGGAUCAAAGUUUUGCUACAAACUCAGCCCGUGACGGGUGGGCAAUUGAUGUAUAAUGGAAUGACAGAUGCAGUUGUAAAAUUGUAUAGAGAGGGUGGCAUGAAGAGCCUUUUUAGGGGCACCUGUGCCUGCAUAUUGCGAGAUUCCCCCACUGGUUUCUACUUUGUAGCCUAUGAGGGCUUGCAAGAUUUCGCCAGACAGAGAUCAAAAACUGGACAAAUUAGUACAACUUCCACAAUACUUGCUGGCGGCAUAGCGGGCAUUGUAUUUUGGACUUUGGCCGUUCCCUUCGAUGUGCUUAAAUCGCGUUUACAGUCGGCACCCGAAGGUACUUAUAAGCAUGGGAUUCGCAGUGUGUUUCGUGAUCUAAUGGCAACUGAGGGUCCUUCGGCGCUUUAUCGAGGAAUUCUACCAGUUUUGAUACGUGCCUUUCCAGCAACAGCGGCAGUUUUCUUUGGCGUUGAAUUUGCCAAUGAUUUGUUGAAUGCUUAGAUCAAUUUAGCUAACUUAACGAUGAGGCUAUGAUUUAUGUAAUAGUAUUAAUUUAGAUAAUUAAAGUUUGUUAUAUCAAUGUUAA
Messenger RNA from Drosophila willistoni, 1305 nucleotides. RefSeq names its product mitochondrial magnesium exporter 1 (gene MME1). Gene Ontology annotation, molecular function: O-acyl-L-carnitine transmembrane transporter activity. Lineage: Eukaryota; Metazoa; Arthropoda; Insecta; Diptera; Drosophilidae. The record is from RefSeq and is a predicted model, not a curated record. The transcript has 4 exons. Gene Ontology annotation, cellular component: mitochondrial envelope. Gene Ontology annotation, biological process: mitochondrial transport; carnitine transmembrane transport. The coding region runs from base 324 to 1220 and encodes 298 amino acids.